CUGUGUUUAUUAAGUUUUCAGUUAAAUAGGUUUCUUUUUAAAUUAAAUGUGAAGGUUAACAAACUUUUCUACUCAGGAAUAGAGUUGUCAUACCUUCGCUACUACAUACUUAAUAAACUAGUUCAGUUCCAUUGGUGACUCGCGAAUUUGUUGUUGGUUUUGUUCAGAUAUGGCAAUAGUGAACAAAGAAACGAUAGUUUGCAGCGGCCAAGUUAAACAAUUUAUGCUUAUUGGGCAGUGAACUGAAAGACAUACCUCUAAAUAUUUUGUAUUUAUAAAUUGAUAAGAGAUUAGCGUCAUGGAGGAACUACGAAAGCAUUUGUCCAAGGUAAACGUGCCUUGCGGAUCUGGAGCAGGCAGUUCCCCGAUUUAUAAGGACGAGUGCGUCUAUUCCUACGAUAAUCCCGAGACUUCUACCGGGUUGUACGUGUGCCUGCACAGCUUUUUGGGCUUUGGAGAGGCGUAUGUGCGUGAAUAUGCCGACAAGACUGGAAACCAGGUCUUCUUGCACAUCCAAAGGGUGAAGAUCCCCAAAGAAGGCGCCGAUACGGAGGCAGAGUGCGAUCCGGAGACGGAGGCUGGACCAGAACGAAAAAUCACCCGCUUGGCCAUCGGUGUGGAGGGUGGCUACAAUGAAUCGGACAUGGCCAAGAAAUUUGAGAUCAAGGACACAUACAGCAUCGUCGUCGCUCCGCAGCUGGACAAAAAGCUUCCGUAUCCCGAUCCCGAGCUUCCAAUGCGUGUCACACAGGCGGUGGAGGCGAUCUUGGCCGCAGAUUCCGCCAUUGCCAAACUAGAGAAGGCCACUCUGAUGGGUACUUGGGAUGGAGAAGUGCGCCAGGCAUCCAAAUACGCGGAGAAUCUGCAACAGCUAGACAAUGGCAAGAAGAUUCCACCAGCGGGUUGGCAAUGCGAGAAGUGCGACCUGACCAACAACCUCUGGCUGAACUUGACCGAUGGAUCCAUCAUGUGCGGACGCAAAUUCUUUGAUGGAAGUGGUGGAAACGACCACGCUGUGGAACACUACCGUGUGACAGGCUACCCGCUGGCUGUAAAACUGGGUACCAUCACCGCAGAUGGCAAGUCGGAUGUGUUCUCCUACCCGGAGGACGACAUGGUACUCGAUCCUUAUUUGGAGCGUCAUCUCUCCCACUUUGGCAUUAACAUGGCCGCUAUGAAGAAGAGCGAGAAAUCAAUGGUGGAGCUGGAGUUGGAUAUUAAUCAGCGCAUUGGUGAAUGGUCGGCGCUGACAGAGAGCGAGAGUGAGUUGACACCGCUCGCCGGCCCUGGGUACACUGGAAUGCGAAACCUGGGCAACUCCUGUUACAUCAACAGCGUGAUGCAGGUACUCUUUGUCAUCCCAGACUUCCAGCAGCGAUACGUUGGCACCGGAGCCGAGCGCUAUUUUAGAGAGUUCCCUAGUGACCCUGCCAACGACUUCGAUAUUCAAAUGGCUAAACUGGGCAAUGGUCUGCAGUCCGGCAAGUACAGCAGCAUUGCAGAGAACACGCUUGACACUGAUCACUCCACUGGAAUCUCGCCAGCCAUGUUCAAGAACAUUGUGGGAAAGAAUCACCCUGAUUUCAGCACCAAACAACAGCAGGAUGCCAACGAUUUCUAUCUGUAUUUGCUUACCCUGCUGGACAGGAAUUCGCGCAAUCAAACCAAUCCCGCAGAUGCUUUAAAGUUUCUGCUAGAGGAUCGAGUGGAGUGUCUUGCCAGCCGCAAGGUGAAAUACAAGACACGCGAGGAAUACAGCUUCCGGCUGCCUAUUCCUCUGGAUAAGGCGACCAAUCUGGAUGAAGUGCGAGAGUUCCAGGAACGGGAAAAAGCAGCCCGUGAGGCAGGACAACGGCUGGUAGACCGAGACAUCGUCAGACACAAAGUUCCUUUGCAGGCCUGCCUAGAACGCUUCUUCGGCCCGGAGCUGAUUGAGCAAUUUUAUUCCACUGCCAUUGAGGGCAAGACGAAUGCUAGAAAAGUCACUCGACUGGCUACCAUGCCAGACUGUCUGAUGAUUCACCUGGGAAAGUUUACGCUGGGCGACGACUGGGUUCCCAAGAAGCUGGAUGUAUCCGUGGACAUGCCGGAUGAACUGGAUUUGAGCACCUGGCGCUCGGCCGGUGGUUUGCAAGCUGGAGAGGAGGCUCUCCCCGAAUCCGCAGCUGAACAAGUGACGUUCUCCUUUGACGAAGCGGUCAUGUCUGAGCUUCUCACCAUGGGAUUCCCGCCCGAGGCCUGCAAGAGGGCCUGCUUCCACACGAAGAACAGUGGCCUAGAGGCAGCUUCCAACUGGCUAAUGGAGCACAUUGCUGACGAGGACAUCUCAGAGCCAUUUGUAGUACCAAACAAUCGCAUUGGAGAUGGUGCGGCCAACCAGUUUGUGGCCAAUCCUGAAAGCUUGGCCAUGCUGAUGAGCAUGGGCUUCGAUGAGCGCCAGGCGGUGGCCGCUUUGAAGGCUACCGAUGGCAACGUGGAGCGAGCCACCGAUUGGAUUUUCUCACACGCUGACUCCAUAGGCAUUGACGAAGUUCCUCCUGUCUCGGAUUCAGCAGCUUCUUCGGAACCCAAUAAGAACAACUAUCGCGAUGGUGGCGGAAAAUACAAGCUUGUGGCAUUUAUCUCGCACAUGGGCACCUCCGCCCAGGUGGGACACUACGUCUGCCACAUCCGCAAGAAGGGCGAGUGGGUAAUCUACAACGACAGUAAGGUGGCCAAGUCGCAGAACCCGCCCAAGGACCUUGGGUACCUUUAUCUUUACAUGCGCGACCAGUAGCUAGCCCGAUCUCAGUCCGAUUCCAAACCGACCCGAAACCUAAUAUUAACCUCCCAGAAGAAUGGAAUUUAAAAAUAAAAUACAUAUGUAUACAUACAAAGAAUUAAUAAAUUUCGUGGACUUAAAAGGGAUAAUACCGAAGAUAACACGGCACAAAAAUUAACUAUAGUUAUCGGCUCAAUCCAUGUCAAGAAAACUACUUCGUAAUGCGAUGAGAUUCGAGAGAAAUUCUGACGUGGCAUUAAAAUCAUAUAUCCGUAUCUUGUUAAUGGGAAUUAAUAAAUUGUAAAUAAUUUAUAGAAAUUACAUUUAAAAAAGCUCUGAAUAUAA
Molecule: messenger RNA, 3106 nt
Organism: Drosophila eugracilis
Lineage: Eukaryota; Metazoa; Arthropoda; Insecta; Diptera; Drosophilidae
Gene: Usp5
Product: ubiquitin carboxyl-terminal hydrolase 5
Exons: 3
Coding region: 299-2776 (825 amino acids)
Biological process (GO): protein deubiquitination
Molecular function (GO): protein binding; zinc ion binding; cysteine-type deubiquitinase activity
Source: RefSeq, a predicted model, not a curated record